CCCCAGCCCGAGGCCAAGGCGAUGUAAACAAACCCGGCGUGGACAACACAACGGCGCACACUGCCACGCUUUCCCUCCCUCCGUGUCACCCGCAGCCGCCACGCCCGUGUUAGCCUCGCAGGACAGCACCAGGGCCAGCAGGGUCUCUCCUUCACCAACAUAACACAACACAGAGCAGCACUAUGUCCGCCGCCAGCCGUCCCAGGGUGCAGGUGCUCAAUUUGCCCGAGGAGGAGAGUGACGAGCUCAAGAUUACGCCGCUGGGGUCAGGUCAGGAGGUGGGGAGGUCAUGCCACUUCCUGGAGUUCAAGGGGAAGAAAGUCCUGCUGGACUUUGGCAUCCACCCGGCACUGACAGGCAUGAGUGCGCUACCGUUCUCUGACUUCAUCGACCCGGAGCAGAUCGACCUCAUGCUGGUGUCUCACUUCCACCUGGACCACGCGGGGGGCCUGCCGUGGUUCCUGAUGCGCACCAAGUUCAAGGGGCGCUGCUACAUGACGCAUCCCACCAAGGCGAUUUACAAGUGGCUGCUGUCGGAUUAUAUUAAAGUCAGCAACAUCGCCACGGAGCACAUGCUGUACUCCGAGCACGACCUGGAGCUGUCACUGAACAAGAUCAACGUCAUCAACUUCCACGAGGAGAAGGAGGUCCAGGGCAUCAAGUUCUGGUGCUACCACGCGGGGCACGUCCUGGGCGCUGCCAUGUUCAUGAUACAGAUAGCAGGUGUCAAGAUCCUGUACACUGGGGACUUCUCGCGGCAGGAGGACCGUCACCUGAUGAUGGCGGAGAUCCCCCAGAUAAGGCCGGACGUGCUCAUGAUCGAGUCCACGUACGGCGUCAGCAUCCACGAGCCAAGGGAAAGCCGGGAGAGCCGCUUCACCUCCACCGUGCACACCAUCGUCACGCGCGGCGGGCGGUGCCUCAUACCCGUCUUCGCCCUUGGACGUGCCCAGGAGCUGCUGCUGAUCCUGGACGAGUACUGGCAGCUGCACCCUGAGCUCCACGAGGUGCCCAUCUACUAUGCCUCCGCCCUGGCCAAGAAGUGUAUGAGUGUGUACCAAACCUACACGCACGCCAUGAACGAGCGCAUCCAGCGGCAGAUAUCCAUCAGUAACCCGUUCCAGUUCAAGCACAUCUCAAACCUCAAGGGCAUGGACCAAUUUGAGGACAUAGGGCCGUGUGUCAUCAUGGCCUCGCCGGGCAUGAUGCAGAGCGGCCUGUCCCGGGAGCUGUUUGAGAUAUGGUGCCCAGACCCUAAGAAUGGCGUCAUCAUUGCUGGUUACUGUGUGGAGGGCACGCUGGCCAAGGAGAUCCUGAAGGAGCCUGAGGAGGUCACCACCAUGUCGGGUCAGCGCCUGCCCAUGAAGUGUUCCGUGGAGUACAUCUCUUUCUCAGCACACACAGACUUUGAGCAGACCACGCACUUCAUCCGCACCAUUCACCCGCCCAAUGUGGUCCUGGUCCACGGUGAGAUGACGGAAAUGUCUCGGCUCAAGUCAGCGCUGGAGCGAGAGUAUGAGACAGCGGAGAGCCCCAUCAAGGUGUUCAACCCCAAGAACCUGGAGACUGUCACCUUCCACUUCAGGGGGGAGAAGAUGGCCAAGGUGAUGGGUGAGCUUGCCACGCUCCGCCCCAAGGAGAACGACAUCGUCUCCGGCAUCCUCGUCAAGCGCAACUUCAACUGCCACAUCAUCUCACCGAAGGACCUGGGAAAGUACAGCGAGCUCUCCGUGUCCAGCAUCAGCCAGCGGUCCAGCCUGCACUACACCGGGUCCUGGCCGCUGCUGCACUACCUCCUCACCUCCAUGUACGGCACCGUGGAGGUGCUCGUCACCGACGCUGGGGAGAACCAGGCCCUGAAGGUGUUUGAUGCUGUCACCAUCAUCCACGAGCCCCCGGUGGUGGUGCUGGAGUGGGUUGCCAGCCCCGCCAGUGACAUGUACGCCGACGCAGUGAUGAAGGUGGUGCUGAAGGCGCAGCAGCUGGAGGCCAAGGACGUCACACCUCCCGCCCUCAGCAGCGCCGCCUUUGACCGCAUGCACUUCAAGGAGUGCCUCAUCGAGCUGUUCCAGGAGAUGUUUGGAGAGGACUCGGUGCCCAAGAUCUUCAAGGGCGAGAAGCUGUACGUGGCCGUCAACAGCGUCAGGGCCUACGUGGACCUUGUCGGCCUGAAGGUGACAUCCGAGAACGAGAAGCUGGAGCGGGUGGUGCAGACGGCCGUGACCAAGCUCUUCCAGUCCCUCGCUCCUGUCAGCACCGCCAUCAAGGGCUGAGGGGGAGCAGGGGUUGGUGGGGGAAGGGCAAGGGAUAGGGAGAAGUAAGGGUGGAGGUGGCUUGUUGACACUGGGCAAGAGAGGAAUGGAAAAGAAUGGGAGGAAGGGAGGAGAUGAGAAGUUAGCAGUGAGGAUAAGUGAAAGGGGAAUGGUGUUAGGUGAUAGGGGCUUGAGGCAGGGGAAGGGGGUAGGGAGGAGAGUGGGAAAUAUUAAGAUCAUGAAGGGAGGAUUGACAAGGGAGCAGAGAAAGGCAUAGGUUGUGGUUGUCCCUCCCUUAUCCCUUAUACCUCUUGUGACAUUAGUUCUUCUCCCUCUCCCUUUCUCUCUGUCUCUCUCUGUGACUUGUUAACACUGGGUAAGAGAGGAAUGGAAGGGAAAGGGAGGAGAUCAGAACUUAGCAAUGGGGUUAAGUGAAAGAGGAGGCACAGUGUUGCAGGGGAAUGUUGUUAGGUGACAGGGGCUUGAGGCAGGGGAAGGGGGUAAGUAGGAGAGUGGGAAGUAUUAGGUCAUGAAGGGAGGAUCGACAGGGGAGCAGGGAAAGGCAAAGGUUGUUUUAGUUCCUCCUCUCCCUCUCCCUCUCUCUCUGCCUUAUAUGUAUGUCAAUAUUUUUACUGGUAUGAAUGUAUGAAUGAACUUGAAUUAGAAUAUAUAUAAGUUAAGGAGGAGUUUGAAAGGGUAUGAAUGGCCUCGAUUUAGAAGGUGUGUGUUUGUUAAGCCAGUGAAUUAUUGUAUAAGACUGUUAGUACAAAAAAUUAGAAAAAAAAUAUAAAAAUAUAAAACUAAAAAUUCUAA
Molecule: messenger RNA, 3065 nt
Organism: Eriocheir sinensis (Chinese mitten crab)
Lineage: Eukaryota; Metazoa; Arthropoda; Malacostraca; Decapoda; Varunidae
Gene: Cpsf73
Product: cleavage and polyadenylation specificity factor subunit 3-like
Exons: 15
Coding region: 183-2273 (696 amino acids)
Biological process (GO): mRNA 3'-end processing by stem-loop binding and cleavage
Cellular component (GO): mRNA cleavage and polyadenylation specificity factor complex
Molecular function (GO): RNA binding; RNA endonuclease activity; 5'-3' exonuclease activity
Source: RefSeq, a predicted model, not a curated record